AUGUUGCAAAAGGAGCCUUUUUUGAGGUAUCCAGCUGAGUACCUGAAAGCACUGACAGAGGAAGACAAGAAGGAGCUGAAAGGCUUCAUGUCCACGGGAAAAGUGGACCAGUGGCUGCUUGAGAUGCACGAGUUCCUCCUGUUGAGUCUGGGCCGCCUGAGGGCCACCGACGACUACAAACCAUCCUGGAGUGUGAAAGAGACGGUGUGUGCCUACAUGGACCGUAAACAAGUGGAGGUGCCUCCUUACGUGGAGGACAAGUUUCCUGAAAAUCUGCUGAUGUCCCAGAUUGUGGAAACCUGGAAAUGUGCCAUCACAGCCAAACAGGACUGGAUGAUGGAGGGAUGAACGGGAUGACUUCAGAUUCAGGUUAAUUGCUGAUUAUACAUAUUCGAAACGAAUGAGGUUAGAUUUGACUUUUUUUCUUUUAUUUGUUUGUGUUUUUAUUGAUGUUUCUGAGAUGAUUAUGUAUGAAAGACAAACAGAAUGACCUUAAGACUCUUAAAGACAAUGAAGCAUAACAAAACUGAUUGAACUUGAGUAAACACAGCCUUGAAUAUACAGUUUGUUUAGUGUUAUCAUGAGCCAGCUGUUCAUUUACUGCCUUUUGUCACUAUAUUAGAAAUCAUUUGAAGGCUCAUUUGAAGAAAAUAUCAGGAUCUACUCAAGAAAAUGUUGUGACGUUGACAAUCAUAUACUCUGUAACUGUUUUAUAUUAUCUUUUUCACGAUUGCUUUUUAUAUUAGAAUUCA
Molecule: messenger RNA, 752 nt
Organism: Sebastes umbrosus (honeycomb rockfish)
Lineage: Eukaryota; Metazoa; Chordata; Actinopteri; Perciformes; Sebastidae
Product: E3 ubiquitin-protein ligase rnf213-alpha
Exons: 3
Coding region: 1-348 (115 amino acids)
Source: RefSeq, a predicted model, not a curated record